Protopolystoma xenopodis is the source of this 807-nucleotide messenger RNA. Lineage: Eukaryota; Metazoa; Platyhelminthes; Monogenea; Polystomatidea; Polystomatidae. The record is from the annotation of a GenBank genome assembly.
AUGCCGGGAACUACUGAUGAUUUAGUACCCAUUAUCCGUGUUUUCGGCGUUACUAACAAGGGCUACAGUGUAUGUUUGCACAUACAUGGCUUCGCUCCUUACUUUUAUGUGCCUGCUCCUAGUGGAUUUGUCGAAUCGCAUAUUUCAUUGUUUCGCGAGGCAUUAAAUCAAUCUCUAAAGCGUGAAGUUAAGCAGAAAGAUUUGGUUGCGUUGCAACAUAUGGUACUCGCAGUUCGUUUGGAAAUGAAGGAAAGUAUAUAUGGUUUUCAUGAUAACCGGAAACUUCCAUUUAUCCGUAUUACUUUGGCUCUACCUAGACUCAUCGCUCCCGCAAAACGUAUCCUGGAAAAUGGGUUUGCAUUUUCCAACUACUCUAUGCAGAGUUAUUCCAUUUUUGAGUCCAACAUUGAUUUUGAGGUUCGCUUCAUGGUCGAUAUUGGAAUGAUGGGGUGCUGUUGGGUAGAAGUACCUAAGGGUCAAUAUUUACUCCGCCUUGAUGAUCCAUCCUCAUCCAGAUGUGAAAAUCAAACGCCUACUGAUUCUCUAGCCUAUGCUGGACCUAAGAUUUCCCCUCAGCCCAAGCAAACUAGAUGCCAGAUUGAAUUGGAUAUUGCUUGGGAUUCUUUACAGGCACAUCCUUCGGAGAAAGCAGAAUGGAGUCACAUUGCUCCUAUUCGAGUUUUGAGCUUUGACAUAGAAUGCGCCGGGAGGAAAGGUUCACAUAAUUUUACUUUACUAAUGAUCUUAUUUAAAAUAAAAUUAUCAUACUACAACCUUUAUUUUGUAGUCAUACAAAACUUGAUGUAG